AUGUCGAAACUCGUGGUUAUUGUUGGCGUCACGGGCAACCAAGGUGGCAGUGUCGCAGACACCUUCUUGCUAGACCCAAGCUGGCGAGUUCGAGCUGUCACCCGGGACCCCUCAAAGUCUUCGGCUCAGGAAUGGGCAGCUCGAGGUGUCGAGCUUGUGACAGCCGAUCAGGAUGACAUCGAUACUCUACGAGCUGCCUUCGCCGGUGCCCACGCCAUCUUCACCAUGACGGAUUUCUGGACUCCUCUGUACGACCCUGUUGUGAGAGCUGCGGCUGCGAAGCACGGGAUCAUCGCCCAACAGUACUGUGCCGAGUUGGAGACGCAGCGCGGCAAGAACAUGGCCAUCGCCGCUGCCGCACCCGAGGUACAGAAAACCUUGGAGCGGUUUAUUUAUAGUAGCUUGCCGGACGCGACGAAGCUAUCAGGCGGCAAACACAAGCAUGUCUGGCACUUCGAUAGUAAAGCCGCGGUGGAGGAGUUUGUCCGCCACAACCCAGCCAUGGUUAGUGCUGGGUUAAGCGGCAAAGCUAGCUUUAUCCACGUUGGCCUUUACGUCGACAACUGGCGUCGCUCAUCAAUGGAGCUACAGAAGGAUACUAAUUCCGACGGCUACCAUCAUAUCAGCACUGGAGACGGACACCAAAAGAUGCCAUGGGUCUGGACUCGGCGAGACACUGGUCCGCUUGUUAAGAAGCUCGUCGAGGAUGUGCGGCCCGGGGUGAGACUGCUUGCUUACAACGAGAUGAUCAGCUAUAAGGAUUUCCUCGCGAUUUGGUCUCGUACCUUGGGUACAAAGUUGGCCAGCGAUGGGGGCAUCAAGCAGGUGACAAUGGAUGAAUUCGCUGAGUUGAUUCCAGGAGAUGAGCAUGCCAAGGAGCACAUGAUCAACAACUGGGAGUUCUUGGAAGAACUCGGGUACGACGGCAGUAACCCAGAGAUGCUUCACCCAAAGGAUAUCAACGCUGAACAUCUUUUGACGACUGUCGAAGAAUACAUCAAAUGGGAUAAUUGGAGCCCCCUAAUCGGGGAGCAUCAGCCUUGA
Ilyonectria robusta is the source of this 1044-nucleotide messenger RNA. RefSeq lists its product as uncharacterized. The coding region runs from base 1 to 1044 and encodes 347 amino acids. The record is from RefSeq and is a predicted model, not a curated record. The transcript is spliced from 2 exons. NCBI's taxonomy places the organism in Eukaryota, Fungi, Ascomycota, Sordariomycetes, Hypocreales, Nectriaceae.